AUGAAGCUUCGCAUGUUGGGACUGUUGGAUCCUGCUUUCGCGAACGAUGGAGAGCCGGUGGACAUGCACGAGUACAUCGAGCGCGGCAAUCAGAUGGUGAAGGCAGGGAGAUUCAAAGCAGCUGCGGGCCUCUUCUCAGAGGCACUCAAGGCCUGCUCUCAACAGCGUGCCGUCGAUCUCGACCUCGAGGUGGACAUCAUCAAGUCGCGAGCGAAGUGCUGGAAAGCCCUUGGCUGCUUCUCCGAGCUCAAGGAGGAUGCCUCCAAAGUCUUGAAGCUGACUGGCAACCGCGACAACGAUGCUUUGCAGUGGCACAGGGCGGCAGACGAGGGCCUCCAGCACAAGAGCCGCAAUGGCAAUCGGGACCGGGAAGUGCUUCAGCCGCGGGAGGCCUCCGGGAUGGAAGCCAGGAUUUUCCGAUAG
Molecule: messenger RNA, 423 nt
Organism: Symbiodinium sp. CCMP2592
Lineage: Eukaryota; Dinophyceae; Suessiales; Symbiodiniaceae
Source: the annotation of a GenBank genome assembly